Gossypium raimondii (Peruvian cotton) is the source of this 3410-nucleotide messenger RNA. RefSeq names its product protein PAT1 homolog. Gene Ontology annotation, cellular component: P-body. Bases 299 to 2680 code for a protein of 793 amino acids. Gene Ontology annotation, molecular function: RNA binding. Gene Ontology annotation, biological process: P-body assembly; deadenylation-dependent decapping of nuclear-transcribed mRNA. The transcript is spliced from 5 exons. The record is from RefSeq and is a predicted model, not a curated record. Lineage: Eukaryota; Viridiplantae; Streptophyta; Magnoliopsida; Malvales; Malvaceae.
UCUUAAAAUUGUCUCAAUAAUUUUGACUUGAGAAAAAAGGAAUUUCAAGGAAAAAAAAACCUAUUUCAUUAACAAUGAAAUAAUCCAGCACAGAUCUUAUCUCCACCAAACCCUAUUUGCAAAGGGUUUUUGCUUUUUAAACCUCAAAUUUGUUUUUUUGCCCUUUCUCUUUUAAUUCCUUUCUUUCAUUCCUUUUUUCGAUCUUAAAAAAUAAACGUCAGAUCGAAGAUUCAGUUAAAUUAUCAAGUUUUUUUCCUGGGUUUUCCAUAUUGAGUAGUAAUUUUGAAUUGUUGAUAAAAUGGAUGCUUCUGAGAAUCUUAAGCGAUUUGGCGAUACUUCUUCAGGAGAUGCAGUAUUUGAUGCAUCACAGUAUGCAUUUUUUGGAAAAGAUGUUCUUGAGGAAGUUGAAUUGGGGGGAUUAGAUGAUGAGGAGGAUGUACCUGCAGUCGGACUUGAGGAUGAGGAGGAGUUUUUGUUUGAUAGAGAUGAGGGUGAAGUUUUGAGAUCCUUAUCGGAUGUUGAUGAUCUUACUAAUACAUUUUCAAAGUUGAACACAGCCAUUAGUGGACCAAGAGGCUCAAGGAUAAUUGGUGAUGGGGGGUCCAGACAAAGUUCAUCUGCUGCCGAAUGGACACAUGGGGAGGAAUUUCCUCACUGGCUUGAUCAGCAGCCUCUUGAAACUGAAAGUAUUCCUGAUGGCAAAUGCUGGUCAUCACAACCAUUGGCCAAUUUGGAUGCAAAGCAUCUCUACAGGACAUCCUCGUACCCUGAGCAGCAGCAGCAGCAGCAGCAACUACAACAACAACAACAGUACCACCAACAUUUCUCUAGUGAACCAAUUUUAGUUCCAAAAUCUUCUUAUAUUUCUUACCCUCCCCCCGAUGGCAGAUCUCCUCAGGCGUCACCAAACCAACAUUCUGGACACCUAAAUAUUCCUUAUAUGGCUGGUGGACCACAGAUGGCAUCUUCACCCAACCUCUCUGGCUUCCCAAAUUCUCAGCUUCAACUGCCAGGCUUACACCAUGGGCCAAAUUAUCGUGGGAAUAUGCCUCAAUUUGCUCCUGGUCUGUCUGUCAGUAGUCAGCCGUCAAAUCAAUGGGGGAGCAGGCCAAAACUGUAUGGAGAUAAUUCCAGUGUUUUGAACAAUAUGUUGCAACAACAGUUAACUCAUCAAAAUGGUUUGAUUCCACCACAGUUAAUGCCACAGCUGCAGUCGCACCAGCAGAGACUGCAGCAUCCUGUUCAGCCUUCAUUUAGCCACUUUUCUGGGAUUCAGUCACAACAAUUUAAUCCUCAUCUUUCUCCGUCCCCACCUGUAAUGAACAAGGUUGAAGCUAUACUUGGUAUUGGUGAUCUGAGAGAUCAAAGAGCCAAAUCAGCUCAGAAAGGUAGGCAGAGUCUACGAGGCUUUGAUAGUGGGGCACUGAAGAGUGAUUUUGGAUGGCCUCAGUUUACAUCCAAAUACAUGUCAACCGAUGAGAUUGAGGGCAUUCUUAGAAUGCAGCUUGUUGCAACCCACAGUAAUGACCCCUACGUGGAUGAUUAUUACCACCAGGCUUGUCUUGCAAGAAAAUCUGCUGGGGCGAAGUUGAGACAUCAUUUUUGUCCAACUCAUCUUAGGGAUCUUCCUCCCCGAGCACGUGCGAAUACUGAGCCUCAUGCUUUUCUCCAGGUUGAUGCUCUUGGGAGGCUUCCUUUCUCUUCAAUUCGCAGGCCUCGCCCUCUUCUUGAAGUUGACCCUCCAAAUUCAUCUGCUGUCACCAACAAUGAUCAGAAAGCGUCUGAUAUUCCGCUGGAGGAGGAACCUAUGCUUGCUGCUAGAGUUACUAUAGAGGAUGGUCUAUGCCUUCUUCUUGAUGUAGAUGAUAUUGAUAGGUUUUUACAGUUUAAUCAGUUGCAGGAUGGUGGAGCUCAGAUGAGACAAAGACGACAGGUUUUGUUGGAAGGGCUUGGUGCAUUGCUUCAGUUGGUUGACCCACUUGGCAAGAGUGGUAACACAGAUGAGCUUGCUCAGAAGGAUGAUCUUGUGUUUUUACGGAUAGUUUCCCUCCCCAAAGGCCGGAAGCUUCUUGCACGGUUCCUUCAGCUUCUUCCUCCAGGUGGUGAGCUUAUGCGCAUUGUCUGCAUGUCCAUUUUCCGUCAUUUAAGGUUCUUGUUCGGAGGCCUUCCCUCUGAUCCAGGAGCAGCUGAAACCACUAUUAACCUUGCAAGGGUUGUUUCCUCUUGUGUUCAUAGCAUGGAUCUUCGUGCACUUAGUGUCUGUCUUGCAUCUGUGGUUUGUUCCUCUGAGCAGCCCCCGCUUCGUCCCCUUGGAAGUCCUGCUGGAGAUGGAGCAUCUUUUAUUCUUAAGUCUGUUCUUGAUAGGGCAACAAAGCUCAUGACUGAUUCUAGAGCUGCGGGCAAUUAUAAUACGACUAAUCUGUCCCUUUGGAAGGCCUCGUUUGAUGAAUUCUUUAACCUUCUUACCAAGUAUUGCAUAAACAAAUACGACACUGUGAUGCAGUCCUUGCGAAUGCAGGCCAAACCAAAUAUGGCAAUUGAUGAAUCAGAUUCAGCCAAAGCUAUUAAAAGAGAAAUGCCGGUUGAUCUCUUACAGGCAUGUUUACCCCACCUUAAUGACCAGCAGAAAAAGCAGCUUUUGGAUCUCUCUCAACGGCCUAUGCUUGUAGGGCAGUCAUGAUAGAUAAGCAGUACCUAGGAGAAGUUAAAAUCCAAACGUGUCCAAGAAGGCGACUUUGUGAAGUACACAAUGGCGCAAGUGAAUGCCAUGUGCUGAAAGGAAUUCAAUUAGCCAUACCGUUUUACAUGAUAUGUCUAUAAUGGAGCACAGACAAUGGUUCAGGUGAAGUUCCAAAGAUACUUUUUAAAGUAAAGGUCAAUUUCCUUUGAGAUUUUAGUUUUAUUACUUGUGUUUUUAUGCCUUUUUUAUUAUUAUGAAAAAACAUUGAAGUGGGCCUAUGUGUAUCAUGAUAGAAACUUGCUAGAAAUUUUUUCUUUCCUUGGGUCCUUACCAUAUAGAUUGGAGCUUAUUUUGAUGCUCUGUUGUGAAAUUUGUGGUAUGGGGAUGUUAGUUGGUUAGCAUGUACAGGGUUCAAUACAGAUAUCCCGUAUCUUGAGUAUUAUUUCCCAAAGGCGGGAUGGAUGUCUCUCUCGGAAUAGUCGUCACCGUGCAAUGUGGAAGACACCGAUUAAUAGGCAAUGCAGAUCGAUGUUGUUGGUUGUAGCUUUACAGGAGGGAAGUAUGAGUAUCAUAGUUUUGCCUGCUGAGCUAAAAUGGUCAGUUUAGCUCUCAUAAUGGUGACCUUGAAGCUUUUGUUUUGAUCCUGCGAAUUUAUUGUUUGUAAUCCUUCCACCCCCCUCUCAUUUUAUUAAAGAGAAGACUGUUUAUAUAUUAAUGCUGCAUUUUGAUA